Messenger RNA from Amaranthus tricolor (Joseph's coat), 2044 nucleotides. RefSeq names its product transcription factor MYBC1-like. Lineage: Eukaryota; Viridiplantae; Streptophyta; Magnoliopsida; Caryophyllales; Amaranthaceae. Gene Ontology annotation, biological process: regulation of DNA-templated transcription. The coding region runs from base 403 to 1293 and encodes 296 amino acids. Gene Ontology annotation, molecular function: DNA-binding transcription factor activity; DNA binding. Gene Ontology annotation, cellular component: nucleus. The record is from RefSeq and is a predicted model, not a curated record. The transcript has a single exon.
GGAUAAAAACAGUAUUAAUAAGACCCUCAAAUCCCGGAAAAAUAUAAAACCGAUAAAAAUCAUAAGAAAGAAAAGUCUCCUCAUAUUCUUACAUUAUUUUCCAUGAUAAAAAGCUGAAAGGCAGCAAGAUCCACCUCGAACACCUCUCCUCCAUCAUCCACCACCCAUUACACCACUUUCUCUCUCUUUUUAUUUUCUUCGAUUAUUCUUCUACUACUAUCUUGAUUCUUGAGUAUAUAUGAGUUUAAUUAUUAUAAAUACUUCUUCAUUUUAAACUAAUUACUCCAUUUCAAUUUUCAUAUUCACUAAUUUUCAUCAUUUUCCCACCAUAAUCAAAAAUUAAACCAUACCCAUUUCACAAAUCCCCUCGAUUUUGUUGGGUGAGAGUUGAAUUUUUGAAAAAUGAGGGAAGAAGAUUCAAAUUGGUUUUCAAAAUGGGAAGAACAACUUCCAUCUCCAGAUGAAUUAAUUUCACUAUCUCAAACCCUAAUUACACCCGAUCUUGCUUCAGUUUUUGAUAUUCAAAUCCAUGGAAGCAAUGGAAAUAUACCCAUGUCUACAUCACCUCAUAUGCAUCCAAACUCGUCCGAGUUUGACUCAUCUUCUGCCGAGUUAAACGGAGGCGGUGAAGGCGGUGGAGGCGGAUCAACUUCUGGUGGUGGUGGGUCCGAUGAGCCAGCGCGGACCCUAAAACGGCCCCGCCUUGUGUGGACCCCACAACUUCAUAAGAGAUUUGUUGAUGCUGUGGCCCACUUGGGUAUAAAAAAUGCGGUUCCCAAGACUAUAAUGCAGUUGAUGAGUGUGGAUGGUUUAACCAGAGAAAAUGUUGCUAGCCAUUUACAGAAAUAUAGAUUGUAUCUUAAGCGAAUGCAAGGAAUUAACAAUGGUAAUGGGCUUGGAGGAUCCGGUGAUUCUGCUACUGAUAAUUUGUUUGCUAGUUCACCUGUUCCGGCCCAUUUCUUACAUGGUCCUGGAGGCGGAGGCGGAGGCGGCGGGGCUAGGCCAAAUUCAGAACAUUUAAUGCCUUACAUAGCUCUUAACCACCAUCAGAUGAUGGCGGGUCAUCAACCGGUUACAGCCCAAUACCAACAUCAUAGACAAAUGGGUCAUUUCGGGUCGGGUCAAAACGGUGGGCAUGGGCAAUUUGAGCAUCCACUCUUCUCAAGACAAGCCCAAUCGGGUCCAAAUAGAAAUGGAAUGAUGCAGAAUACUGGGUUUAUUGAAGAUUUGGAGUCUGCAACAGUCAACAAUGGCAGGAAAGUUCUUACUUUAUUUCCUACUGGAGAUGAUUGAUAUAUAAAUCAAAUACUAAAUUGUCCAAACAAGAAAAAAAAAAAAAAAAAAACUUUGGAUUAUAGUUUUUCUGAUUAACUUUGGGAAAUGGGUGUUAAUUUGUCAUUAUUGUUAAAUUUUUUUAUGUUUGGGUAGGUCGAGAAAAGGAGAGCGAGAAAUGAGUCUAGGUUUAUCACAAUGAAAUAGUAAAUGCUCCGACCCAGACAAAACCCGAUUAUAAUUAAUUGUUGUUUCUAAUUAUGACCAAAUUAGUGUUUAAUUAGUCCCUUUUAGACAGGGUUAUUUCAAGUUUGAUUGGGCAGGCAGUGUUAAUUGUGGGGAUUAUUGAUCAUUGGACAUAAUUAAGCUUCAAUUAUUAGUACCAUUAUUACUAUGUUGCUUGAUCAUAGCAGCUUAAUUAGACCCGCCAAAAUAGGGGAAAAAAGUUUUGAAUUCGGGUUUUUAUCUGCGAUUGGUCGCUUAUUAACUCGGAGUGAUAGAGUAUAAAAUUAAUCAUGAGGUCUCAACAGUCGAGCUCUAUGUGAUUAGUGUAUAUUUAACAGCCUUCAUUGAGUCCAUUGUAACAGUUCAAGUGUAGUUUUUGGUUGAUGUAGACUACGAUAUCAUGUAGAUGUUGUUCCUUGUUUGAAUUUGCUACUAAUCAUACAAAAUGUUUUUAAUUUGAUUUUCGUAAUGUAGCAAACUAAAAAAUAUGGGUACUAUUUUGUAAAUCGUGACAUUCAAUAGUAUUAAAAACCUGUGAUUCUCAUUA